This is a messenger RNA of Lethenteron reissneri (Far Eastern brook lamprey), 4306 nucleotides long. RefSeq names its product atrial natriuretic peptide receptor 3-like. Gene Ontology annotation, molecular function: peptide hormone binding; natriuretic peptide receptor activity. Gene Ontology annotation, cellular component: membrane. Lineage: Eukaryota; Metazoa; Chordata; Hyperoartia; Petromyzontiformes; Petromyzontidae. The record is from RefSeq and is a predicted model, not a curated record. Gene Ontology annotation, biological process: signal transduction.
UCCACAAGAGACGGUGGGGAAAUCUCCUCUCUCUCUCUCCAUCUCUCGCUGUCUCCAUCUCUCCUCUCGCGCGUGCUCUCCCCGGACUCGCAACCAACUCGCACAGCGCAGCACGCGGGGCUCCCCGACGCGUAACUUUCCACAUCCACCAGUUGCAACAAGGUCGACCCCUAUAGAUACAACCAGCCACGUUCCUACCUGCCUACCGCGGCGACCACAGCCACCACCACCACCCUCGGCAUCCCCCGCGCACACAACACCAGCACACCCAGCGAGUGUCGUCCCUGCUCCACUCUGAGUCCCGCGGGAGUCGAUCAUCGAUGAUGGUGCCACACUGGUUCCCGCGCACCUGCGCGCUCAUCUGCUGCUACCUUUUAUCCGGGUCCGUCACAACAGCAUCAACAGCAGCGCAGCAGCAGCAGCAGCGUAACAUCAGCGUCAUCGUGCUGCUCCCGUUCGACAACAGCUACCUCUUCUCCAUGGCGCGCGUGCGACCCGCGCUCGAGUUCGCCAUCGAGGCCACGGAACGCGACGGCGCACGGGGCGGACGCCGCUUCUCGCUGCGCUUCGCCGACUCCACGUGCGGCAACCAGGCGCUGUUCGCCGCCGUCGACCUCCACGGCGAGCGCGCACCGGAUCUCAUCGUGGGACCCGCGUGCGUUUACGCAGCCGCGCCCGUGGUGCGUCUGGCGGGACACUGGAACGUGCCCGUGGUCACGGCCGGCGCCCUGGCCGCGGGCUUCGGCGCUAAGCAGGGCGAGUACGCGAUGCUCACGCGCGUGGCGCCCUCGUACCACAAGCUGGGCGUCUUCUUCCUCGACCUGUUGCGCAGCUUCCAGUGGUCGCGCGUGUCCCUCGUGUACCACGACGACCACGAGGAGAGGAGCUGCUACUUCGCCGCCGAGGGUAUCCACCUGGCGCUGUCCGAGUCGGAGAACUUCUUGGUGAAGAUCGACGGCUUCAACGAGGAGAAGAAGGAGAGCUACGAGGACGUGGUGGAAGACAUCAGGAGCACGGGCAGAGUGGUCGUGAUAUGCGCGAGCGGCGAUACGGUCCGCAACAUCAUGCUGGAGGCCCAGCGCAAGGGGAUGACGAACGGUGACUUUGUCUUCUUCAAUAUCGAGCUCUUCAACAGCACCAUCUACGGCAACGGGAACUGGCUGAGGGACGACGGCCGCAACGACGAAGCUCGGAGGGCGUUCCGUGCCCUCAAAACGGUGACGCUGCUCCGCUCGGUGCGGCCCGAGUUCGAGGAGUUCACCGUCGCGAUGAGGCAGCGCUCGCUGGCGCAGCACGGCUUCGACUACGGCAACGAUCAGGUGAACAUGUUCGUCGAAGGCUUCCACGACGCCAUGGUCCUCUACUCCCUGGCCCUGCGCGAUGCGCUGAGCGGCGCGGGCAACCAGCAGGCGGAACAACCCUCGGGUCUCGAGGUCACGCGCCUCAUGUGGAACCGCACUUUCCAAGGCAUCGCUGGGCCCGUGUCCAUAGAUGACAACGGGGACAGGGAAGGCGACUUCUCCGUGCUGGGCAUGACGGAUGGAGACACUGGAAAGCAAGAGGUCAUCACCAACUACUACGGAGCCCGCCGGGCGUUCGAAAACACGGCCGCGAUGGAGCUGUCCUGGCCCGGGGGUUCUCCUCCACCCAACACCCCACUAUACGUCGUCAGGAGCUCGGCCGUGUCCGGAGUCGUGAUCGGAGGCUUCGUGCUGUGCGCCGCGGUUCUCAUCGCCGCCUACGUCGUCAGGCGGAGGUAUACGGUGGUGGUGAUGAGGCGCUCUCGGCUGCACGGGGAGGACCUGGAGAAGCACAGUCGUCUGCGGGAGGAUUCCGUCCGCUCGCAUUUCUCAGAAGCGUGAGGUUUCGGGAGAUGAAAAACCGCCCCUCCCAAAAAAAACGAGGUUUAUUAUUUAGAGCCCAAGAGCGUUUGUGCCCGCAUGAAAUAUCGGCGCGCAUCUUCCCUUCUCUGUGUGAAAACAACAACCAAACGGUGGAGUUCCAUUCGCAUGGUGAAGGUGCAGCCCCUCGCAAUCGCUUUGCUCACACGGCUGUGACCUUCCGUUACGGGAGCCCCUCGAGAUCCCACUUUUGUGUAGGGCGCUAAACAACGAGGUCUGUUGUGGGCUUUGUAAAAUGGAGAAUUUUCAAAAGAAAUGUAUUCUAACAUCGGCAGCUUGUUUUGAGAUGUAAAUGCGAUGUGUAGGUCUGAAUUUUUUUUAAUUUUAAAGUGAAAGAGAUUAUCUUUAACUAUGAGUUGUUUUAUCGCUAAAUUGAAAGGGCAUUAUAAAAAUAAGUUUUCGUUCUUUUCUUUUUUUUACACCCCAACGGUAUUCCUGCCGAGUUUAUCGGGCAUCGUGUUCGCUCGGCGAAGAUUCCAUCCGGAAACCGGGCAGAGCAGCGUGGAUCCCCCUCUUGUCUCACAAUUUCACAGAACACUUCAAAGAGGGGGCGUCCUUUUCAUCUUGACGCUAAAAAAAAAUGGGUGCACUCUUUCCUCACACUCUACUAUGAGAUUGGCCCUCGUUCGUCCCAUGGCAGUCGAAACUGUCGUUAAUUCUCAGAAAUGGAAAUUGUCCAAAUUAAGUUGCAAAACUAAAUAUAAUACUUGGGCUUUCUUCCGCAUUAAUUGGUAACCGGGUGGAAACCAUGAAUUUGUUUCACUUGAAGUCGUGGUUUUAGUCACGGAUGUUUGAAACCCAAAUUUCACCUCAACUAAAACUAAACUAUUUUGAUUUUACCAUGUAAGGCCCACUGAGCUAUAUAGAUCUUUUCCAUAAGCGACCUUGCCACAAGUGAUAGCUCAAUGAAGUGGCUUAUCAUGUGGAAAUGUAUAGCAGUAGCCUAAUACUCCACGUGCAUGUUUUUAAAUGUGGAGAGAAAAUCCGGAGGACCCGGGGGAAAAAUCCACGCAACCACGCGGAGAGAGAGAUGCAAACUCCAAAUAUUCAGCAGCAGGCGUCAGGUUCGGGAUCGAACCCACGACCUCCUGUACACCAGGCGAGGGAGUUAACAUCUUCUAGCCACCGUGAUGAUGAUGAGAGAGACACACAAACUCCAAAUAUACAGCAGCAGGCGUCAGGUUCGGGAUCGAACCCACGACCUCCUGUAUACCAGGCGAGGUAGUUAACAUCUUCUAGCCACCGUGAUGAUGAUGAUGAGAGAGACACACAAACUCCAAAUAUACAGCAGCAGGCGUCAGGUUCGGGAUCGAACCCACGACCUCCUGUACACCAGGCGAGGGAGUUAACAUCUUCUAGCCACCGUGAUGAUGAUGAGAGAGACACACAAACUCCAAAUAUACAGCAGCAGGCGUCAGGUUCGGGAUCGAACCCACGACCUCCUGUAUACCAGGCGAGGGAGUUAACAUCUUCUAGCCACCGUGAUGAUGAUGAGAGAGACACACAAACUCCAAAUAUACAGCAGCAGGCGUCAGGUUCGGGAUCGAACCCACGACCUCCUGUACACCAGGCGAGGGAGUUAACAUCUUCUAGCCACCGUGAUGAUGAUGAGAGAGACACACAAACUCCAAAUAUACAGCAGCAGGCGUCAGGUUCGGGAUCGAACCCACGACCUCCUGUAUACCAGGCGAGGUAGUUAACAUCUUCUAGCCACCGUGAUGAUGAUGAUGAUGAGAGAGACACACAAACUCCAAAUAUACAGCAGCAGGCGUCAGGUUCGGGAUCGAACCCACGACCUCCUGUACACCAGGCGAGGGAGUUAACAUCUUCUAGCCACCGUGAUGAUGAUGAGAGAGACACACAAACUCCAAAUAUACAGCAGCAGGCGUCAGGUUCGGGAUCGAACCCACGACCUCCUGUAUACCAGGCGAGGUAGUUAACAUCUUCUAGCCACCGUGAUGAUGAUGAUGAUGAGAGAGACACACAAACUCCAAAUAUACAGCAGCAGGCGUCAGGUUCGGGAUCGAACCCACGACCUCCUGUACACCAGGCGAGGGAGUAAACAUAUUCUAGCCACCGUGAUGAUGAUGAGAGAGACACACAAACUCCAAAUAUACAGCAGGCGUCAGGUUCGGGAUCGAACCCACGACCUCCUGUAUACCAGACGAGGUAAUCAACAAAUUGUCACCAAGGUGCCAGUAUAUAUCAGUGCUCUGACCUCCGAGCCACCCGGCUACCUCUUGGAAUCGCUACUGAUUCACAGGGCAUUCAUUAGGCAGGAAAACAAUGACAAAAGGCUUUUGAGACAUCAAAUUCCGUUUGAGUGCCGUAAAUUAAACAUUUAAACGACGCAAAAUAAAAUGACGAGUAAUGUCAAAACUCGUGGCUAGACAACAACAACAACA